Planococcus citri (citrus mealybug) is the source of this 907-nucleotide messenger RNA. RefSeq lists its product as uncharacterized. NCBI's taxonomy places the organism in Eukaryota, Metazoa, Arthropoda, Insecta, Hemiptera, Pseudococcidae. Bases 130 to 768 code for a protein of 212 amino acids. The transcript is spliced from 7 exons. Gene Ontology annotation, molecular function: odorant binding. The record is from RefSeq and is a predicted model, not a curated record.
AAUCUAUUUCGUUCAAAGUGAAUCGCGAUAGUCUCCCGCUGUGUGACUAUAGUUUGUCAUUCAUACUGCUUAACAAAGUUUUAAUUUCAAAUUUUUAAAAAGUAUCUAUUUUUUUAAAGAACAUUUACCAUGAAAUCAUUCGUGUUCACUGUGGUGCUCAGUUCUGCCUUAGUAUUUGUGCUAGGUCAAAUAGAUUCAGAACUUGAAGAAAUUCAUAAAAAGGUACUAAAGAGGGAAGAAGACGCUGCCAAAUAUUGUAAUGAUCUUAUUCCAGUCAAUGAAGAUACACGUGUAAAAUUAGAAAACGCUGUCGUUAGAGGAGAAACAAUCGUACAGGAUUUCCAUGCACAAGAAUGGUGUAAUCUGAACUGUAAUCUGGAGCAACUUGGAUUUUUCGAUAAAAAUGGCAAAAUGCAUCUUCGCGAGAUUUACGAAAGCUUGCUUAAAAAGAUUCCUGAAUUUCACCAAAACCGAUACAAACUUUUGAUUCAUUUAUAUCAAACUUACCGAACAACUUACGAUAUGGAAGAUGUAUGUGAGAGGGCCUAUAUUGCAUAUUAUCGAUUCUCUGAAUCAAUUAUGAUAGCUACUAUGGUAGCUGAAAUGAAUGCAAACCCCGAAACCAGAGAAGCCGUCAUGGAAAAAUUGUUGACCAGUGAUCAAGUGCCGAAAGAAUUGGAAGGAGCCGUAGAGAAAUCCUUCAAAAAUACCGAGUAUUUCUUCGAGCUUUCUGUUUUGGAUACUACCGGUGCUAGGGAUGAAUUGUAGAAUGUAAAAUGUACUUGUGUGCAUAAUAUAUUUUAGCAAUUUUUAAUAAUCGAUAAUGAGCAGAAUAUUGUGAAAAUAUACCUACAAAUAAUUCCUUGUACCGAGUUAAAUGUAAAAUAUAUCUGUGAAUUGAAUAGUA